AAUUCAUCCUGUGUUCGUAUUCUUAUUCCUACAUCACUACCGUUAAAAACAUACAUAAACAACCCCACCUAACCAAUCAAUCACAAUUUUUGAGAAUCAAAUUAAACCCUUUCUUUGAAGUUUCUAAAAUCUUCAAUUCAACAUAUUCCCACAAUUUUAGAUCUUUAAUCUUAUAUAUUAUAAAAUCUGCAAUUUAACAUAUUCCCACAAUUUUAUAUCUUAAAUCUUUUUUAUGGGCAAAACCCACAUCCAAUUUCCAGAAUUGUGGUUGAUCAUUUUAACAAUUUUAAUCAUUUUGAUCAUUUUUAUGGUGGAAAGGGUGGUAAAAAGAUUGUUGAGGCGCCAACCAAUUCUUGGGAAUACUUCUAUGGAUUCAUCUCCAUCUUCAGCUACGUUCUUAUUGCCAGCUUCAUUGCCUAAGUGGCCUAAAGGGCAAGGAUUUGCUACUGGAACAAUCAAUCUCGGAGAACUAGAAGUUGCACAAAUAAAUAGGUUUGAGUUUAUUUGGGGCUCUCAUCUGUCACACGACAAGAAAAAAAGUGUUUCGUUCUAUAAACCUCUACGCAUACCCGAAGGAUUUUUCAGCUUUGGUUAUUACUGCCAAUUAAACGGCAAACCUUUGAAUGGGUAUGUUCUUGUGGCUAAGGAUGCAUCACAUGAACAUAACUUACCAGCCCUUAUGAUGCCCGUUGACUAUACUUUGGUAUGGAUUUCCGACGAUGGCAUGGGAACUUACGAUCAACGUGGUUACUUUUGGCUGCCUCAAUCUCCCUCGGGUUAUAAAGCCCUAGGAUUCAUCGUGACUACCAAACCCGAUAAACCCAGUUCAGCGGAAGUAAGAUGUGUUAGAGAAGACCUCGUCGAUGAUGGUGAGGCUUGUGGUUUAUUGCUUGAAAUGGUUUCAAAAUUUAACAAGAUCCCUUUUAAAGUCUUUAAGACUAGGCCUUGUGAUCGAGGAAUGUUCGGUAAAGGUGUCUCGGUAGGAAGCUUCUGUUGUACAAGCCCGUGGUUUUUAGGAGAAGAAAUGCCCGUUGUAUGUUUAAAGAACAAAGACCCUAAUCGGCAAGGAAUGCCAAAUCUUGAUCAGAUUCAUGCACUGAUCAAUCACUAUGGCCCUACAAUAUAUUUCCACCCCAAAGAGAUCUACUUUCCAUCUUCUGUGUCAUGGUUCUUCAAAAACGGAGCUCUUUUGUUCAAAGAAGGACAGUCUAUUGGUGAACCUAUUGAUCCCGAAGGUACUAAUCUUCCUGCUGGUGGUGAAAAUGAUAAAAAAUGUUGGAUAGAUUUUCCUGCUGAUGAUCGAAGGGAAGUUCUCAAGCGCGGAAACCUAAAUAGUGCCGAGGUUUAUGUCCAUGUGAAACCAGCUUUAGGCAGUACUUUUACGGACCUAGCAAUGUGGUACUUUUCUCCUUUCAAUGGGCCAGCCACCCUAAAGAUCGGACCGACUAAUUUUAGUUUAGGCAGGACCGGAGAGCAUAUUGGCGAUUGGGAACAUUUCACUCUUCGUAUAAGCAACUUUACAGGUGAACUUCAUUGUGUAUAUUUCUCGCAGCACAGUGGUGGUGAGUGGGUAAGUGCUUGCGAUUUGGAGUUCAUAGACUGGAACCGAACUGUUGUGUACGCAUCUAAACAUGGUCAUGCUUGCUACCCGCGUCCUGGGACCUAUCUUCAAGGAUCGUCUAGUCUUGGAAUCGGGAUAAGAAAUGAUUGUGCUAGAAGCAAAUUCUUCAUUGAUUCUAGCACCAAGUACAGGAUUGUCGCAGCUGAAUAUCUCGGUGAAGAAGUUAUCGAGCCUUGUUGGCUGCAGUUUAUGAAUCAAUGGGGACCGAAGAUUGUUUAUAACUCGAAAAAAGAGCUGGAUAAGGUGAUCAAGCGGCUUCCAUUGAUGAUACGACGUACAACAUCAAAUGUGGUUGGGAAGAUUCCAUUUGAACUUUCAGGACAGGAAGGACCAACUGGUCCUAAGGAGAAGAAUAACUGGUUUGGGGAUGAAAGGUGGUAGAUUAUUACACUAACACAUUUAAAUGUAUUAUUUUGGGGAUAAUCUGAAUGCGGGCAUUUCUCCUUGCCCACUCCUUAGAGGGGCACGGGUAUGAUUUGCCCGUAACCCUUCUCCCUCCGAAUCCUGAUUUGUGCGAGAUAUUGAGUUGCUAAUGACGUAAAUGUAUUGUAAUUUGUAACUGUUAUAUUGUUUAUUGAUGGUUUUUGGUCUUCUGUUCCAAUAUAUCAUAGACCUUAUGCUAAAAUAAUCAGAUGUUUUUUACUCCCUUUGUUCCA
Messenger RNA from Amaranthus tricolor (Joseph's coat), 2277 nucleotides. RefSeq lists its product as hypothetical. The record is from RefSeq and is a predicted model, not a curated record. Lineage: Eukaryota; Viridiplantae; Streptophyta; Magnoliopsida; Caryophyllales; Amaranthaceae. The transcript has 2 exons. The coding region runs from base 233 to 2002 and encodes 589 amino acids.